Chenopodium quinoa (quinoa) is the source of this 1488-nucleotide messenger RNA. Its product is annotated as gibberellin 20 oxidase 1-like. The transcript is spliced from 3 exons. NCBI's taxonomy places the organism in Eukaryota, Viridiplantae, Streptophyta, Magnoliopsida, Caryophyllales, Amaranthaceae. The record is from RefSeq and is a predicted model, not a curated record. Gene Ontology annotation, molecular function: gibberellin 20-oxidase activity. Bases 105 to 1253 code for a protein of 382 amino acids. Gene Ontology annotation, biological process: response to light stimulus; gibberellin biosynthetic process; unidimensional cell growth.
UCACUUAAAAUUUUUACCAAAGUUAGUACUUAACACAUAUAUAUAAAUAUAUACAUUUCCAAUCAAAUUAUAAACCUACUUUACUAAGCAUAUUUUUAUAAAAUAUGUCUUCAUCAUGCAUUAUGAGCUCAAAUGAGAGCAUAGUGUUUGAUCCAUCAAUGAUCCAAAACCAACCCAAGUUACCAAAAGAGUUCAUUUGGGCCGGGUUCGAUUCGAUGCAACAACAAGAAAACAACAAUGAUAUGCUCAAUGAACCAUUGGUGGACUUGGAAGGCUUCUUUAAGGGUGAUGAAGAGGCCAUCAAACAUGCUGCUGAGUUGAUCAAUAAGGCAUGUUUAACCCAUGGGUUCUUCCAAGUCACUAAUCAUCGAGUCGAUUCGAGCCUCAUUGGGGCUGCCCAUGAUCAAAUGGAUGGCCUCUUCAAGUUGCCCUUGGAUAAGAAAUUAAGGGUUCAGAGGAACAAAGGAGAAAUGUGGGGCUAUUCUGGUGCCCAUGCUCAUAGAUUUUCUAAACAACUUCCUUGGAAAGAGACUUUCUCUUUUGGCUACAAUUAUGUUGAUGAUCAAGGUGGUUUGAUGAACUCUUAUAAGCCUAUUGUGUUUGAUUAUAUCAAAUCUUCAUUAGGAGAGGACUUUGAAUAUGCAGGUAUCCGCAGGUGGGUGUACCAAAGGUAUUGUGAAGCUAUGAAGGAUCUCUCUCUAGUAAUAUUUGAGCUAUUAGCAAUAAGUUUGGGAAUUGAAAGACAAUAUUUUAGGAAAUUUUUUGAAGAUGGAACCUCACUAUUUAGAUGCAACUCAUACCCACCAUGCAAUGAACCAAGCCUAACCUUUGGCACAGGCCCGCAUUGUGACCCGACUUCUUUGACCAUUCUACACCAAGACCAGGUUGGUGGCCUUGAAGUUUUUGCUCACAAUAAAUGGCAAGCUGUUCGACCUAGACAAGAUGCCUUCGUUAUUAACAUAGGAGACACUUUCAUGGCAAUGUCUAAUGGGAGAUACAAGAGUUGCUUGCAUAGGGCAGUGGUGAACAAGAAGAAAGAGAGAAAAUCAUUGGUUUUCUUUGUGAAUCCAAAAGAAGACAAAAUAGUGAGGGCCCCACAAGAUCUGAUUGACAGAGAAGAAGGGACAAAGUCUAGGAAAUACCCUGAUUUUAAAUGGCCUCAUUUGAUGGAAUUUACACAAUUUCAUUACAGAGCUGAUGUUACUACCCUUCAAAGCUUUUUCCAGUGGUUACCCUCUUCUAAUUUGCCUUGAUUUAUUUUUAUUUUUUUUUUUUUAUUUACCUCUUUUUAAGCUACUAGGUUCAUAACUAAGUACAAUGCAAAAUAAAAUGGAAUGAAGUUAGAGAAUUUGUCUUCUCGUUUUGGUUUGUAUGUUUGUUACGUCUGCAUGUAAUGUCAUUUUCGAAUUGUAUAAUAAUUAAAAAUGAAAUAAGUCUUGGAACUUUUUUUUCCUUUUUUAUUUAGUAGGUUUAAAACGAAAAAAAAAU